CGGGUACAGGUUGAAUACACGGCGACAAAGUAACUCUAGCAAUAGCUGAGAGUAAAUGGCGAGAAGUUAUAGUUUAAUGGUGCAAGUCCGCGUAGACUUUAGCGCUUAACUUAUGUGUUUGUAACCUUUCACUUUUGGGACUGCGGAUCAUUUAAAAGCUUUUUUUUUUAAAACCAAGGAAUGUCUUUUUAUUCCCAGAAUGGAGUUGAUUCGCUUCCCCGGCAUUGUUCUGCGACGGACAGUAAUGUGGAGUACAUAAAACCUUAGAGGAAUCCGACGCACUUUGUUUUUUAUUUAUUUCUUUAGACGCACUUUAAGUUGCAAACAGUUUUAACUCUUGCGUGGGUAUUUUGUAUGCUGUUUCCUCUCCUCAAAAUGGAUAUUACAGUGUCUGAAAUGAUGUCUAACUUCAUGGAUUCGCCGCUUGUGGUUUGGGUCAAGACUUUUGGACCCCUUGGGUCCAAUUCAGAAGACAAGCUCUCUAUGUUCAUGGAUUUAGUGGAUGGUGUUUUCCUCCAUAAGAUAAUGACACACAUAGACCCAAGCCCCAUGAAUCAGCGAGUGAACAAACAAGUCAACAACGAUGUCAACCUGAGAAUACAGAACCUCAACACUGUCAUCCGACAUAUCAAAAGCUACUACCAGGAGAGUCUUCAGCAGCUCAUCGUCAUGAACCUGCCCAAUGUUCUGACCAUCGCCAAGGACCCAUUAUCAGGUAAAAGCAUGGAGGAGGUGAAGAGACUGCUGUUGCUAAUACUGGGCUGUGCUGUUCAGUGUGAUCGUAAAGAAGAAAUUAUUGAGAAGAUCAAGCUGCUUGACAUUGAGACACAGGCUACCAUCGUAACUCAUAUUCAAGAAGUAACUCACAACCAGGAGAAUGUUCUGGACCUGCAGUGGAUGGAGGUUGAGGAGAUUCCUGCUGAGCAGUUGGACCCUCUGUCUCGGACCAUGGCCUUUCACCUACGUAAACUCAUAGACGAGCGAGAUGAGUCUGCUGAGCUGAUCAUAGAGCUGACACAGGAAAGGGACUAUCUUCAGUCCCAGCAGCCUUCCGGUCUCUUUGGUUUUUCUAGCCCUGAGCGCACCUCUCUAUCCCCCGUCACCCUACUGUCUAAAGAAGAUCGUCAGCAUUUAGCUGUGGAACUGGCUGACACAAAGGCCAAACUGCGGCGCUCCCGCCAAGAGUUAGAGGAGAAGACGGAGCAUUUGACUGAUACCAAGAAUGAGAUUGAGCGCCUGGAUGCAGAGAUUCAGAAACUCAAGCAGGAGAACAUGCAGUUGCUGACAGAGGCACGUUCGGUGCGGGUGUACCGUGAUGAGGUGGAUGCUUUAAGGGAACGUGCUGGAAAAGUGGAUCGUCUGGAAACGGAACUGGUUCGCUGCAAAGAGAAGCUAAACGAUGUCCAUUUCUACAAGACACGCAUAGAGGAACUAAGAGAGGACAAUAUGACUCUGUUGGAGACAAAGUCAAUGCUGGAGGAGCAGCUAACUGGGGCUAGGGGGCGCUGUGACAAACUACACGAGCUGGAGAAAGAGAACCUUCAGCUGCGCUCCAAAUUGCACGAUAUGGAAAUUGACAGGGACAGUGAUAAGAAACGGCUGGAGGAAUUGCUGGAAGAGAACAUGUUGCUGGAGAUCUCUCAGAAACAAAGCAUGAAUGAGUCGGCUCACCUUGGCUGGGAAUUGGAGCAACUGUCCAAGAACAAUGAGGUCAAUGAAGCCCGUAAGUCAUUUGUGUUUGAGCUGAAUGAGUCCACAUCCAGCCAACUGUUGAAGCUGGAGAAGGAGAACCAAUGCCUUCAAAGCACAAUCCAGGAGUUAAGAGAAGCCUCCAUCAACCUGGAAGAAGGUCAGCUGCAUACAUUGGAGCUGGAAAAAGAGAACCAGAGUCUUAGCAAGAAGUUGGAGCGUCUGCAAUCCCAAUUGGACCAGGAAAAACAGACAACUCAGGACAUGGAGAACCUUGGAGAUGAGCUACUGACGGAGAAACAGAGACUGGAGAAAACUCUAGAAACAAUUCAGGCUGAGAAAGACAGACAGAUCUCAGAGUUGGAGCAGGAGAAGGAGCACCUGACCCAGGCGGUGAGCUCCCUCCGGAAUCGUGCUCAGGUGAACAGUGAGGCUCGUGUGAGAGAGGUGGAGACUGAAAACCGCGUUCUCCACCAGACCAUCUCUGAAACCGGUGGUAAACUUGCUCGCCUGGAGUCUGAGAAACGGCAGGCAACUAAAGAGCUAGACUCCCUCCGUGAACGAGCAGAGCGCUGUGAGGAGAUGGAAAAGGAGGUAGCACGUCUGGAGCGAGUCCGAGAGCAGCUACAGCGGGAAGCCGCCUCCUUAAAGAUUGGCAGUGAGCGUGUCGAGGCCCUGGAGUGUGAGAAUGCUACUCUGGAAAAAGACAAUCGCCGGCUGAAGAAGCUGGCUGACACGGCGCAGAACGCCAGCAUGCGCUUGGCUGUUCUGGAGAAGGAUCACCAGCAACUUGAGGAGGAGAACCUGGUGCAGAGGCGUGCGUUGGAGACCCUGCGGCCGGCAGCUGCUCGCCUGACACAACUACAGCAGGAACAUGCCGAACUAGAGCGGGAACACGAGGAGAUGUGCCGCACUUUGGAGGAGCUUCGCUCCCAAGCCAAGAGGAGCGAAAGAUUGGAGAUGAGCUACGGCAGUCUGAGCCAGGAAAACCAACGGCUCCAACAGACUCUGGACAACAGCGCCACCAAGAUCCAGAGUCUAGAGGGCGAGCUGAGGCAGAAUGAGGCGGAGAAGAAAGAUCUACACCGAGAGUUAGAGGGCUUGAAGCAUACUUUAACAUUGGCGGAAGCAGUUGAGAAGGAGAAGAGAGGAAUGGAGCAGGAAUUGGGCCAGGCAGAGAAGGAGAAGAAGCAGCUGGAGAAGGAGACGCGUAGGUUGAAGCAGCAAUUGGAGACGAAGGAGACAGCGCUGGAGGAGAACUGCCUCAGGCUGGCCAGCAUGGAGAAAGAAAGCACGGCUCUCAAUAAAGAGUUAGGCCGCCUUAAAGAGGCUGCAGGGAGACUCAAAGAGCUGGAGAGAGAGUACAAAGACCUGCAGAAACAGGCCACCAUGGAUAAGAAGACUCUGGCCACACUAAGAGAGGAGCUGGUGAAUGAGAAGUUGAGAGUGCAGCAACAGAGUAAUGAAUUGGAAAAGCUGAGUCACGAGCUGGAGAAGAUCGGCUUGAAUCGAGAGAGACUCCUACAGGAAGAACACAGCUGUGAAGACAAUAAAUAUAAGAUCCUGGAGACAAAGAUUGAGUCGGCACUGAAGAAAACUCUAGAACUUAGAGAAGAUAAGAUCCAGAGACUGGAGUCUCGCCUGGAGGAGAGCAGAAGCUUAAACCAGCAACUUCGCACUGAACUCACCACUGUGAAAAGGAACCUUGAGGCCCUUAAGCAAAGGCAAGAAGAGGAAGCGGCUCACUCUGAUAUCUCCCAGCAGGCUUUGGGGCAGGCUAGAUCAAUCCCAGAUAAAGAGAAGUGGGAGACUGAGCAGAGGGAGGCCACAGCUGAACUCCUCAAGAUGAAAGACAGACUAAUCGAUGUUGAGAAGAAUAACGCUGCCCUGCAGACAGAGAAACAUCUUCUGAAGGAGCAGCUGAAGCAGUUAGAUUCCCAGAAUGCACAGCUCAACGCACAAACACUAGCCCUGCAGAAACAGGCUGCGUCUUUACAAGAGCACAACACCUCUCUUCAUAAAGAAACUGCCAAACUGCAGGUGGAAAAUUCGACCCUGAUCUCCCAGAGCUCCUCUCUCAUGGCUCAAUAUGGAGCUUUACAGGCCCAGCUGCAAACUAUGGAGUCGGAGGUUGAGACUCUUCAGAAACAGCGCGAGGAGGUGUGUGCAGCCCGAGACCGAGUCACGCAGGACCACGAGCGCCUGCUCAGCGUACACGACAGGCAGGCGACCGAGUACGAGCAGUUCAUCGCCCAACACGCAGCGCUGAAAGGCAGCCUGAGAGCUCUGGAGCAAGAACACCGCACGCUGGAGAGCAAAUAUACGGUUAUCCUGAAGCAGAAGGACGCUAUGGAGGCGCUGGAAGCGUCACAACACAGGGACAGAGAGAGACUGGGGGAAGAAAUUCACAAGAACACUCUAAUUCUGGGGGAGAACCACAGUUUAAGGGAACAAGUGGACAGAAUGUCACAGAAUCACACACAGCUGAAGCGGGAGUAUGACAGCCUGCAACUGCAGACCAAAGAACUAAAGACUUCUCUGAAUGAGUCUCAGCUGGAAUUGAACCGAUGGCAGGCACGUUAUGACCAACUGAAGGAACAGCAUCAGGGCCUGGACAUCUCAAUGACCAAACUGGACAACCAUUGUGAGCUGCUAACCCGUUUGAAGGGAAACUUGGAGGAGGAAAACCAUCAUCUUCUCAGUCAGAUCCAGAUGCUUAGUCAACAAAACCAGACCCUACUGGAGAGAACCAUGGAGAGCAAAGAACUUUACCAUGAAGAACAGAAGCAAUACAUUGAUAAGCUGAAUUCAUUACGACGACAGAAGGAGAAAUUGGAGGAGAAGAUCAUGGAUCAGUAUAAGUUCUAUGACCCGACUCCUAAAAAGAGCCGUCACUGGGCUGGAGCCAAAGCAAUAGCAAAAUUCAUGAAACCUAAGAAAGAAAGUUCACGAGAACGGGUGGAUGGUCCACGUGAGAGGGUCCGAAGCGCUCCUGACAUCCCUCUUCCAGAGAUCCCCACAUGCAUAGACUGUCCUGAGAGCAUGCCACCCCUUCCCCCUCCACCACUGCCCCCCAGACAGUCACGUCUCAGUCAGGACUCCAUGAACGGUCACUCCGCUGAGGAGAAUCACACACAGUCUCCCAUCCUCUCACCAGCCCUUAACGGCCGAGUGUUGAACGACUCCAGAGGCAGAGAGGGCUAUCACUCAGUUGGCGGCAGUAUUGAGGGCAUGAACGGGUAUGAGGAACUGGUCCGAUGGAAGGGCAGGGAGCCAGGAGCCACCUGUUCAACUCCACUGAGUCGCAACUCCCAUAAUGCACCAGGCUUCACGUCCUCUUCUAGCUUGCGGCCGGGACGCAGGCCAAAGGGGUUGCUCUCAGAGGAGGACUUGCGCCAUCAUUCCCCAGAUGCUGGCUUUGGCAGCGGUGUCCAUGGAAACACAGGCCCGCGGCCCAGUUCUGCCGAAUUUAGCCGCAACACCUCCAGCAGCAAUUCCCCCAUCAGUUCUAAAGGUUCUCUGGACUGUCUUCAGGGUCGAUCUGCCAGUCUGUCAAGCGAUGAUGUCGUUGGACUGGGUCAUGAGGGUUCACGUCUCAGUCAGUUGUCUCUGAUUCCUCGUAGCUCCACCCUUCCCUGUGAUGCCACACCUGCUUCACGCCUCUCCCAGCGGCCCACUUCUCGCCGCCCGUCCUCUCCUGGGAGCGAGAUGGUUACCUUGGAGCAGUUCUUGCAGGAGAGCAAUGCCCUGUCCCCACCAACUGUGCAGACAGGAAGUCGAGAGGAUCUGAUGACUGAUUUCUUCACCAGAUCCACUCGACCCGUCCCUCUGCGAGAGGGCGCUAAAACUCCCACCAAUUAUGUCACUCCAACCAUCAAGAAUACUCCACCAGAACUAGAUGGUCGGGCCUCUAAACCUGGACACAGUGUCAAACCAAGCAUUCGUCUCACAGAAACCUCCACACCUCCAUCUCAGUCGCAAACCCUUCCCAACCGAGGAGCAGGACUGCGACCCUCACCUCUGCAGCAGUCCAAUCCUCGCACCAGCCUGAGCCGAACGUUCAGCCUGGCCUCGGCAGACCUCCUCCGCUCCAACGGACCAGACAGCUAUCGCACCGAGGCCAGUUCUCCCAGCCAAAACGACGUGGUGUUGAGGAGGUCUGGCGCAGUCGCCAGAGAAAGACCCGUGUCCGCUAGGCUGGCUGGAUCCUCGCCUCUACCUGGAGACCCAGGGCACCUGUCCGUGGACCCCCGUCGCCUAUCUCUUGCUCCACCGAGAGAUGAAUUGUCCCUGUCUUGUCCGCCCCCAAUGCACUCCUCUUCUACAUCGCUGCAGGCUGAACGGGAAUACGUUGGGAGUGCCAGUAGCCGGGCUGGAGCGGUCCGUUCCGGACCUGCUCAAACCCGAGCGCUGCCCCACCGUGGUGAGGUGGCCAUGGUGACUCCGGUGCGAGCUGUGUCAGCAUUGAGGCUGAAGGAUUUGGAAGAGGAACCCCAAGAACAAAGGCAGGUAGAGUCGCCUCUACUGAAGAAAACAGACACUGCGGACUUGAGCUGUACCGCCAAGGAGGACCCCACCAGCAAACCUGCUUCUCCUGACCCCAACAAUGACCCUCAGACUGUGUGGUAUGAGUACGGCUGUGUGUAGAACCUCAGACUUGGGGAAGAAACAUGUUUGACGUAUGAAACUGCACUGUGAAUCUUGGAGGCUGGUCACGUCCUUCCAUUCUCCAUUUCUUCAGGUGCUUCAAAGGCACCAGGUGCAUCUGAGGGUCUUGCACACGUUCACACUGACCUGGAAACGAAUGUAUGGGGCACUUGAAUGUAUUUUUCCCCUUCGUAUCAAAUCGAAUGCCUUUGAUUUCCGCAGCUCCAUGGCAGGCCAGUUCACGUUCUAUUCUGAAUGUGGAAACCAAACGUUGGGCUGUGUGCUCGGAGCCACUCCCAGCUUAAUUACUGAGUAGCGACUGCAUCCAUCUUUAGGAGGCGCAGGACAGUUGCAGUUCCAUCACCAAGACAGCCUCACAGGGACCCGUUACGGGAAGCGGCCUCUCUCUCUCUCGCUCGCUCCCUGCUGACAGACCAAACAAUCUGCUCUUUUUUGCUUCUUGUGGGUGACCAUGUAUUUGCUGUGGGACCUGGGUGUGGCUCAGACUCUGUUCAGAGGCAAGAGGACAACACAGACCCAGAAAGAGAGAGACAGGCACACAGGAGAAGUCAAUAGGACAAAGAAAGCACCUAAGGUGGAACACUGUUUAAGGGAAGUUGGAAUUUAGAGUACUGGACACAUUGCCCUGUUUCACGCAAGCCUUUGGGGUUGCACUAAAGAGAAUCUAAAGCUCAGUUUGGUGUUUUGUUUUUCUGACACACUCAUUUUAUAACACUGCACUUCUGUUCAAAUGACCAGAAGUUCUUUAAUUGGUUUAUUUAUUAAUGUCUUUGAGACAAUUAAACAACACUUGUUUGUGUGGUUGUUUUAAUGUGCGUGUACGCCUAAUUUUCCAAGAUUUUUUGUUUUGCGUGGUUGUUGGUCAAGUCUGAUGAUGUUCUAUACUGGAAGAAUGGACUAGUCUGAUUGUAAUUUUGUUUUUUCUUAAGUGAAGCAUGUAGGAUCCCUCAAUCAUGUCACCAAUCUAGUGUUCUUUGUUCCCUGUCAGUGGUGCUUUUCUGCCAUCUCAUUUCACCAUCUCCAACUUCUCAUGGUCAAGAGCUGGUCACCGUUGGAGAUGGUGGAUCUUCAUAGAAAUAUAUUUGGAGAAAGCAUUCACACUGGAUGUGUAAAUAUAAGGAAAGUCUUCUGUUUGAGUGUGCACGACUACUGGUUAAAUGAUUUUAGAUUUACAACUGUUUUAUACACUACUGCACAUGAACAUAGAUCAUUAACUGUAAGAUAUGAUGUGUGUAGAUACCCUAACAACCUUUUACACUUAUUGUAAAAUUUAUUGUGAAUGAUAGAAGCCUGUUUAGAGAAAGCUGUUGUCCAAAACCUAAACUCUUUGUAAUAAAGCUUUUUUUAAAAACAA
Molecule: messenger RNA, 7711 nt
Organism: Pimephales promelas (fathead minnow)
Lineage: Eukaryota; Metazoa; Chordata; Actinopteri; Cypriniformes; Leuciscidae
Gene: ccdc88c
Product: coiled-coil and HOOK domain protein 88C
Biological process (GO): cytoskeleton-dependent intracellular transport; cytoplasmic microtubule organization
Cellular component (GO): cytoplasm; centrosome
Molecular function (GO): dynein light intermediate chain binding; microtubule binding
Source: RefSeq, a predicted model, not a curated record